Molecule: messenger RNA, 552 nt
Organism: Nelumbo nucifera (sacred lotus)
Lineage: Eukaryota; Viridiplantae; Streptophyta; Magnoliopsida; Proteales; Nelumbonaceae
Source: RefSeq, a predicted model, not a curated record
AUGGUCGAUCCAUUGCAACCUGCAAUGAAUGGGAAUAAUUUCAUCUUAGUCGCUAUUGAUUAUUUCACUAAGUGGGUAGAAGCAAUGUCCAUAGCCCGCCCAACAAUGACCAAGACAGUGCAAUUCGUCAAGAGCACCAUGAUUGCCAGAUAUGGAGCACCUUGCGAGAUCAUCUCAAAUAAUGGAAAGAAUUUUGUUGGAAAGGAAGUCAUAGACCUUUGCAAUCAUUUCAAGAUUAAGCAGUUGCGUGAACUCCACUACGAUCCUGAGAUUGAAAACAUAGUUCACCGCUUGAGGAAAGAAGCCAAGCAACGUCGCAACCAAUUAGCAUCACUCCCAACUCCCGGAGUGAAGUCGGUUGCAGAGAUCAUUGAGCCAUCUAACCAUCCUGAAGAAGAAGUCAUGGACAACAACGAAGAGAGAACUCUUAGAGAGCUAGCCGCACCGGAUCUGCACCAACAACCUCUCUGCAUCGAAUAUGCAGAUCUAGUGGUACCGUUCGAACUCAAAUCUGGUCUUAUACACUUCCUUCUUUUCGUGGACUUUCAGUGA